Molecule: messenger RNA, 3450 nt
Organism: Syngnathoides biaculeatus (alligator pipefish)
Lineage: Eukaryota; Metazoa; Chordata; Actinopteri; Syngnathiformes; Syngnathidae
Gene: ofd1
Product: OFD1 centriole and centriolar satellite protein
Exons: 23
Coding region: 198-3314 (1038 amino acids)
Biological process (GO): epithelial cilium movement involved in determination of left/right asymmetry
Cellular component (GO): ciliary basal body; centrosome
Molecular function (GO): protein binding
Source: RefSeq, a predicted model, not a curated record
CGCUCGAGGAAAAAUAUCCGUUAACAGAUUUGAAUUUCAGGACAACUUCCUGUGUCGUUUCGACGCUAUUCUGUCUCCAAGCGCAACAUAAACAACUGAAAAACAACAAAAACAAGCCUGAAGAUGUUCCUCACAAUGUCAUAAUAACCGAAAGUUAAGAUUGACAACUGUUGACAUUGGGAGCAUAAAUACCACAAAUGAUGUCAGCCAGGGAAGAUGUUUUAUCCCCAGACGAGUUGAGGAAGCGGCUUUACAAAACGCUGAGGGACAGGGGCGUGUUGGACACUUUAAAGACUCAGCUGCGAAACCAACUCAUCCACGAGUUAAAGCCUGCACGACUAAGUGAAGCAGAACCAUGUCUGAGAUCAGAUUCCCUUUUGGUCUCAGUCUGCAACAACAUUGUGGCUGAUUAUCUGCACAGCUCGGGCUAUGAGUACUCCUUAUCUGUAUUCUGCCCCGAGAGUGGCUUGUGCAAAGAGAAGUUGUCCAAGAAGGGUGACCUCCUUCAGCCUCUUAAAAUCAGCCCUCAUUCACCAUUUUACAAAUCCUUGUGUUCGAGCAUCAAUGACGCAGGCUUUUUAAUCAACCUCGUGUCACACGUCACUGACCAUCAGACUGUUAGUUCGCACCGGGACGCCGACACUCAGACAACAAGCUCAGCAGGAUAUGAGGAGUCUCUAGUUGAGAAGAUGAAAAUGAUCGACAAGGAAUAUGAAAAUGUGAACUACAGUGGGGAAAAGUGGUUCUCAUUCCAGUCUAAACUGGCUUCCUAUCGGAGAGAAUUAGAAUCCCAGAUGCAGACUGAAAUGAACGUAAAGAUGCAGCAUUUCAAAGAGGUUGAACUUGCAAAGGUUAAGAUGGAGGAAAAAAUGCAUCUUCAGAAGGAGUUUGACAAGCUCAAACAAGAAUUGGAGCGAACGUACGAGACGAAGACGACGGCGUUGAACACCAGGGAGAAACACGCCAUCGAGCGGCUUCAAAAGCAGCAGGAGAUCGAGGAAAGAAAUGUUUACAUGCAGAGGCAAAUGGUGCUGAAGGAAAUCGACACGCUGCGCAACAGGGAAAAUGAGCUGAGGUUGCGAAUGCAGUCUUUUGAAGAGACUUGUCAAAUACACGAAGAGAAGGUUAAGACGGGCGAAGAGCUGCUGAGGCGACGAGAACUAUCAGUGAAGACCAUGGAAGAGAUGUAUGAACAAAGGCUGAAGAAUGAACUUUCGAGUUAUCAGAUGGAACUAAAGGAGGAUUACAACAGGAGAGCAGAGCAACUAACAGCAAGUGAGAAGCAAAACAAAGAGGAAACCAUUCGCAUCCAUAAAGAUUCGGCUGCAGUCAAAGCCAAAUUAGAGGAGUACAAGAAAGCCUGUUCAGAGCUGAAGCGGCUGCAGGUGGAUCUGGAUGCAGCACAGCAGCAGACGAUUCUGCUCCGUCAGCAGAAUGAGCUGCUGCGGGAAAGGCUGGAGAAUAUGAGCGACUUCCCCAGUUUGAAAGAAGACAGUGCGCGCCUGCAGGGACAAGUGAAGCUUCUAAAGAAAGAGCUCGAAGAGGCUCAGGAUGAGAACCGGCGUCUCAGUGCGGACUUGGCCAAACCCUCCGACGAGCAGCUGGCCUUGCAGGUGGAGCUCCGCAAGCUUGAGAGCGCGUACAAAAUUGAUAAGGAGGAGUUUGUCAACCAGAAGCACGUGCUACAGAAACAGCUCCAGUUGGAGGUGGAACGAUGUGGUCAGCUGAAUGUGCAGCUGAUGGAGUGUGAGGAGAAGCUGCAGUGGACCACAGCUCACGUCGAGGACCUCAAAAUGCAGCUUCGGCAAACCCAACAAGCUCUUGAAAAUGAAGUCCUGUUCAACCCCAAGCCCUCGGUGGUGGACCGCGCCGUGUCGGAGUUCAGCGGAGACAAGCUGCUACCCCCGGACAUCUACGUCGACCGAGAGGCGCUGAGGCCCGUUGCGGCCUACGAGAACGUCUCGGAUGUAGGCCGGCUCGUGCGGGGCGACUCCAACUCCGACUUGGAGAUGCUGGCCGAGUGCAACGCUCGCAUGCGGCAGCUAGAGAGGGAGGCGGAAAGCUUGGAGGAAAAAUGUUUGAAGUACCAGCAGAGGGCAGCACGGUCUAGCGUCUCACGGAGGCGUCCCACGUCGCCUUCAAGUCGGGCGAACUCUCCUUUGCUGACGCUAACUUCUGACCUCGUUCACCCUUUCCCCAGCCACCUGUCAAACACCUUCAUCAGACCAGCUUCCCCUAAAAAAUCUAGAACCCCCUCCCCGGCCGCCUAUGACACCGGAAAUGCAUUCCCAGUUUCUCAGCACAGAGUGACCUUCUAUCAAGAUCAACUUCAAAAGUCUUUCGGGUCGAGCAGCUUUUCGUCAGCUGAACGUCAGUCAGCAAGGAAUGGCGACCUCUCUUACGGGCAGCACUCGUUCAUAAAUCGAUCCUCCCCCGCCAGGAGCAAACGCCAUCGAGAUGCAGCAGAAAGUAAAGUCACUUCAUCACCGUUGUUCCGGGACACGUCACACGAGAGCCACCCGCCCUCGGCCCCCCACAACGACGCGUCCAGCUCAGGUGAAUUCUCUCCUGAACUGAGCCCCCCUCGCAGCCCUCGGCUCCGGAGCACUAUGCGAGACCAAUGCAGCUCUCCAAGUCGACAACGAGUCUCCUCCAGCUCGCAUUCUUCCCCGCAGCCAGAGAGGAUCAACGUUGAGGAUCUUACUGGCAUUUCACCAGAACCCGGCCACAUUCCAGAGCUUCUCCUGGACACUGCCAUCCCUCUCUCCUCCUCAGAGGCCCCCGGCGGCCCCUCUGCCCCCCGCCCACAGGCCCCGCGGGACCUCCCGGAACCCGCCGCUGACUCACGGGGUCGAGCAGAACCCUCCCGAAACUCAACACCGUCAGAGGAUAAAGUGGAUGAGGAGGAACUUUGGGAAAGAGAAAGAAAAGAAAGGCAAGAAGUGAGGCGACGGGAUCAAGAGGAGGCCCGAGAAAGAGAACAGCAGAAGGCAGAAAGACUGGAGAGAGAAACUCUCUUCCAACAACAACAAAAGGAGGAGGAGGAAGAGAAGGAGAAGGAGCAGGAGGAGGAGGAGAAAAAAGAAGAGAGAGAGGAGGUUGAGAGUCCGGAAGCGGAAGUCCUGAGCGAAAACCCCUUAGAGAAAUACAUGAAGAUGGUCUUGGAAGCCAGAGAGAAGAAACAAGAGAAGCAGAGCUCUGGAGCUGAAGAAGAACACGUGAGCCCAGAGGUCAAGAGUUUGUCUGAGGAGAAAGAUAAUAGCAUUGCGGCAUAUUCGCACAAGGACGAAGACGCCGACGACGAUUUCUGGUGAACCGCGAGUUUGCCGCUCAAUUUCUAUUUAUGCUUUUAUAGACUCUGCAUUAAUACAUGAAUGGACACGUGACUUUGUGAGUAUAUGUUGUAGCAUCAGAUGAAAAAUAGAGAAAAAAAAAAAAUUUUCCACUUUU